Rotaria sordida is the source of this 1251-nucleotide messenger RNA. NCBI's taxonomy places the organism in Eukaryota, Metazoa, Rotifera, Eurotatoria, Philodinida, Philodinidae. The record is from the annotation of a GenBank genome assembly.
AUGAAACCGCGUUAUAAUCUUCGUAUUCAAUCAAUUAAACCUCAACUUAUAACAAAAAACAAAAAAUCUCCUUCAAUAUUAACAUCUCGAGUGACUAAAAAAUCCAAACCUCGUCAUUCAAAUUCUGUAAUCAAUCAGGAAAAGCGUCGUCAUAGUUUACGUUUAACACCAGUUGUUAAAGAAAAAAAAGCUUCAUUAACUAUUCAUGAAACUAUACCAAAAUGGCGUCAAGUAGAGAAUGAUAGUGAAGAUGAAAAUUCAUCAAUAAAUAAUGAUGAUAAUUAUGAUGAUCUACUUGCUCGACAUCAUCGACAUAUGCUUGAAGAACAAAAAGAUCGAAAACUCUAUGAACGAUAUGUUCGUGGUCAACGAUCACUCCGUCGUUUACAAUGUCGUCGUACACAUACAGCACAUUUAAAUGAAGCAACUAGAAAUCGUUUAUUACGUGAAUUAGAACGUGAACGUCGUUAUGCUAUUCAAGAUAAAAUUUGUGCAUAUCUCGCUAAUCAUACAAUUAUAUUUCAACAUAGAUGUAAUAUAGAAUCAAAAGAACCUAUAAGUUGGUCAGAGCUUGAAGAAGAAAUUCCUCAUAAUAGAAAUAUUGGUACAAUACAUCAAUUAGAUGUUAUGAUUGAUAAUUUAAAAAAAGUUAUACGAAAUUCAAAAUCUUCUAUAUCAAAACCUCGAUUAUCUGUCCGUGAACGACAAAAUCAACGUUUAGCAGCUAUAACUCUAAGUAGUCCAAUUAAAUCAGAUGUUUUACAAACAAAUGAAAUCAACCCAUCAAUUAUCAUAUCAAAUUCAACUCUGAAUAUAACAUCACAAUUACCAAUAAUAUCUUAUUUACCUCGUGUACCUGUUGUUCGAUUUAUUGAUGAUCAACAUAAUAAAAUACCAAUAAGUAAUUCACAACAUUUAACAUGUAUACAAAAUGUUUUAUCACAUAAUGAACAAUUGAAUAAUAAUCAUAAUAAUAAUAGAAAUGUAACGAAUGAAAUAUCAACGCCUAAUUCUAUCAGAAAAUUAGUUCUACGUUCGAAAUCUACACAUAUCAAUUUAUCAGAUUCAUCUCCAACGAAAAAACGACCAUUGGAAAAAGAAAAUUAUAGUGUCGUAACAAAUUCAUCAAAUAAUCAUACACAUUCAAAUACUGCUUUGAGAAAUACAUCAUCACCAAUGGUAUCGAUCAAAUAUCCCACGUCUACUUCGUCGUCUCGUUCCUAUCCAAAUACAAGAAAACGUCCAAUGAUU